AUGGCCGCCCACUACCGCAAAGUCGAGCUGCAAUCCGCAGCAGACUUUACCUACCUCUACGCCAACACAGUCGCGCUCUCCCGACGUAAACUAGACCUACACCUUCCCCCUUCGGCCGCCAACAAUGAACCCGAUCCAAUGCGCGAACGCGUCCGAGAGCUAGUCGACGAGUACAUAAACGAAACAUUCACAACAGCCUCAUCCUCGAUCAGCAUAAACGGGAUCGACUCCUCAUCCCCCCAAUUCCCAUUCCCGGCCUCCUUCACAGCCCCCGACGAGACAGUCGAGUAUGAAGCCUACGACGCGGACCUGGCGUCGCGCGUGACGGCUCUCUACGCGCAGCUGGAGUCCCUGACUACGAGUGUUGCGCAGUUACGGCGGGAGGCGCCGCGGAAGGCGGCGAGGGAGUAUGCGGCGCUGUUGAGGCGGACGCUUGAGGAGGAGGAGGAGGAGGAAAAGAGGGAGGAACAAGAACGAGGAGAUGAGGAAGAAGCGAUGGAUGAAUCGGAGGAUGUGACGAGUCAUGAUAAGGACAAGGAGGGCGCACAACAACCUACCUCUACCCAGACACGCGCGCAUCGCCAACGGCGAAAGCGACAUGAUCCGGCAUGGACGCUCCAGGUACCGCUGGGAACAGAGGAAGAGACAGAGCGCUGGCAGAGCGAGGAUAUGGCCGCUGCGUACGAUAACGCGCUGCGCAUGUUAUUGCGGCUACAGGGCGAGGAGGGAGGCCUUGACUCUUCUUCCAAGGCUGGAGCAGUCGAGGGCAAUGCGCUGGCUACGACGGUGGGCAAGGCCGAAAGGGCCGGACGGGCAGCAGAGGUGGUGGAGAAUCUGUGA
This is a messenger RNA of Penicillium lagena, 840 nucleotides long. RefSeq lists its product as uncharacterized. Bases 1 to 840 code for a protein of 279 amino acids. Gene Ontology annotation, cellular component: kinetochore; MIS12/MIND type complex. The record is from RefSeq and is a predicted model, not a curated record. Lineage: Eukaryota; Fungi; Ascomycota; Eurotiomycetes; Eurotiales; Aspergillaceae. Gene Ontology annotation, biological process: mitotic sister chromatid segregation. The transcript has 2 exons.